GUGAGGCGGGGUCGGGCCGACCUUGUCGAGGGCGUCUCGUCCUUGGGUCUCCUUGCUUUCCCGGUGGCUGGCUUGGCCCGGGAGCAUCGCCGUCGGGGAACCCUGACCUUCCAGCUCUCAUCUGCCUUAGACCUUUCAGAGGCUUUUUCUUUUUUCCGUUUUCUCUGGGUAAAUGAAACUAAGCGAGUUUUACUCCGCUGAGAAAGAGCAAUUAACUUUUAAUAUCUCCGCAAGAAGGAAAUGUCUCUAUGUGCAUUCCUCAUAAAUGCUUGUGCUGUAUUCAUUCCAUUUAGCUUAAAGAGGUUUUUAAUUUCCUUAUGCAAAUAACAGCCUUCCAGUUGCUGCCAACCACAGCUGGUGUUGCCACCCUUGCGAUGUUGAAUUCAGCUCCUAUUGUAAUGGAUCGACCCGGAGGUGCCACGUCCAGAGCCAGCAGCUCUGGCAGGUGGACUAGAGCAGGCUUCUGCUGUUUCUUUACGUGAGCAGAAUGGGGUUGUGGGUGCGCAUGGAGAGGUAUUUUCUGCUUCUGAGGCACCAGGCAACUGCGCAGCGCUUUAAACGUGGAGGCUGAACCAGGUCCUUCUCCCAGAGUGUCCGUACCUAUCUGCCUAGGACUGAUUUCCAUUUGCUGAGUCUAUCUGCAGACUGACAAUCAGAGUCUUCUGUUAUAAGCCUACCUGUUGCAAGAAGCUUUUUUCUUCAGCCCUGUGGUGCUCAGUUUCUAGACCCACUGUGUAUUUUCUGAGACCUUGGAGCAGUUUUUGACCUUUAAGGUGUCUUUGGCGUUUAGAGCAUCCUGGCUGGCAACCAGAUUAAAUAAGCUACCUCCCAGCGUUUGCCUUUUGAUGUUACAAAACUCAAAGGCAUUAUGCUGCAGACAACAGCAUUAGUGUUUGGUUUGUUACAACAGCACCUCCUAUGACCAUGCUCUGGAAAAAAUUUCCACACGUCCCUGACGUCACAGCCAUUUGCUUUACGCUGCCUGGAUACCAAAGAGUGCUUUAACUCCUGGAGCACCAUUCUACUGCACCCAGCUCUGCCCGUCAGCCCUGGCUACCUCUGGUGCAUGCAAGGAAGACAAGAGGAUGGAGUGCCUUUCUGACAGUGUCCCUCAGCCUCUGUUUCUCUGGGUGGCCAUCCUGUUUACCUGUCUUUCACAGACUUAGAACAACCAGAUGUCAGCUUUCAUUGUGAUGCUUCUCUAAUGAUGUAGGGGUUUUUUUGAUGGAGCUGGGGAGUGAGGAGGAAUAUUUCCACCCACUACUUACUCCCCAUCUCUGGUACCUCAUCACUUCAAGUCCUUCAAAUAAACUAUAUCUGUUUUGUUUGCGAUUAGGUGAGGACAGUCUGAGAUUAAGCAGGCUUGCUCUCAAGUUGUCUUUGGUCUCUGCUUGUCCCUGCAGCCUGAUGAGCAAUACAGUUGCUUGGCAUGGGCUGGCCUACCCUUGUAGGUGGCCUGGUGGUGUGUACUACAGCAUGUUACCCUGCAGAUAAUCUGUUCAGAUAAUCCUUGUAAACUGGUAACUGAUACCCAGAGCUGGGCUGCAUCUCCAUUCUUCUCUGUUCUUCCCAGUCCCCCCUCAAGAUGAUUCUAGACGUUCCUUCUAGACUGAAACUACAUUUAGUCUUUCAUUCUUACAUAAUUCACUCUCUUAUUGGUAUGAGCAGUGCCAUAGUGUCUUUGUAGGCACACAGGGCUGGUAAAUGUGCAGAAUUUUGACACCUUAAGAGUACUUUCCUACAUUUGAGAUGGAGUCCUAAAAUUAAUUUGGCCUGAGCUCUUUACCCGUUGUCUUUUUUUUUUUUUUUUUUGAGGUGAUGGCCUGAAUUACUGGAAGAGAUCAGGCUUUACAGUGGCUUGUAAAUGUGAAUGAAACACUUACUGGCACUACUCCUGGAAAUAGCUUUGAGCCCCAGAGCUGUGUGGAAUGAGUAUCCUUCAAGCACACCUGUGCUUGCUGUGGGGCACUUGGAUCACUGACCGUGUCAAGUGCAAGGGCCUGUGGUGGUAGUGCUGGAUCAGCCAAGGGAUCCUUGAAGUUAAGAUCCUCCUCUUCUAUGUCAUCUUCUACGGUUGCCUGGCAGGUAUAUUCAUCGGGACCAUCCAAGUGAUGUUGCUCACUGUCAGUGAAUUUGAGCCCAAAUACCAGGAUCGAGUGGCACCUCCAGGACUGACUCAAGUCCCCCAGGUUCAAAAGACAGAAAUUGCCUUCACUGCCUCUGAUCCCAGAAGUUAUGAACCCUAUGUGAGGAACCUGGCUAAUUUCUUAAGGGACUACAGUGAUGAGCAACAAACUGAAAACAUCGUGUUUCAGGACUGUGGAGACACACCUACUGAAUACAAAGAGAGAGGACCAUAUAAUGAUGCCCAGGGCCAGAAGAAGGUCUGCAAAUUCAAACGUGAAUGGCUGGAAAACUGUUCUGGGUUAAAUGAUCCCACCUAUGGCUACAAGGAUGGCAAACCAUGCAUCCUUGUCAAGCUCAACAGAAUUAUUGGCUUCAAACCUCAGGCUCCAGUCAACGAAAGCCUACCUCCUGAGAUUAUGGCAAAAUACAACCCAAAUCUCAUCCCUGUCCACUGUGUUGCCAAGCGAGAGGAAGAUGCAGACAAAAUUGGCACGGUGGAGUACUAUGGGAUGGGCGGCUACCCUGGCUUCGGGCUGCAGUACUACCCCUACUAUGGGAAGCUGUUGCAGCCACGGUACCUGCAGCCGCUGGUGGCUGUGCAGUUCACCAACCUGACCUACGACAUGGAGGUGCGCGUGGAGUGCAGGGCCUAUGGGCAGAACAUCGUCUACAGCGACAAGGACCGCUUCCAGGGACGCUUUGAUAUUAAAUUUGACAUUAAAAGCAGCUGAUCGUAAGCACAACUCUCUUCCUCCCCCCUCCUCCUUCUCCUAGCCAUUUAAAAAGGUUAAAAAAAAAAAAAAGAACAAAAAAGAAAAUCUACUAGUCUUGAACAAACUGUCAUACGUAUGGGACCUACACGUAAUCUAUAUGCUUUACACUAGCUUUCUGCAUUUACUAGGUUAGAAUGUAAACAAAGUGUAGCAAUAGCGACAAAUAUUUAUUCUACUGUAAAUGACAAAAGAAAACAAAAUUGAGCCUUGGGACAUGCCCAUUUUUACUGUAAAUUAUGAUUCCAUAACAGACUUGUAGUAAGCCGUGUUUCUGGCCCCUAAGUAUUGCUGCCUUGUGUAUUUUAUUUAGUGUACAGUACUAUAGGUGCAUACUCUGGUCAUUUUUCAAGCCAUGUAUUGUAUCUGUUUUCUACUUCUUGUGAGCAAAGACUUCUGCUGUCCAAGGUGUAAAUACUCAAUGGGACUAGAACUGGCAUGAAACUUCUCAUUAUUUUGUUCCUUUUCAAAGAAAGGCCCACCUGUGAGACGAUAUUUAACAGCACUCCAUAAGGCUUCUGGCUUUUCUGUGGUGUUAGGGUAUUUUAUGUGGAGGGGUGGCAGGGAAACUAACUUAAGUGAAGUCUAAGAGAAUAGGUAGGUGAUUGUGUACUGUGCUUUGUAGCAAAUGCUGUCUCUCUCUCCACCUCUUCCCUUAUCCUCCAGUAUGCUGUGUGAGAGACUGGGUCAGGCUAUCACUCUCCUCAGUGAUAGGCAUAACUCUGCUUUGUAUAUUUUCUUUUCUUUUCUUUUUUUCCUGCUGAAGGCAUCGCACACUGUGGUGCUAAUGUCUUUAUUGAAUGUUUUAGCCAUUUUCAUGGUGGAAGAAUUUUAUAUUUAUGCAGUUGUACUAUUUUAUUUUUUCUGCAAGAAAGUGUAAUGUAUGAAAUAAACCAAAGUCACAUGUUUGAAAAUAAAUCUUUAUUUUAAACUUUAUAAAAGCAAUGCAGUACCCCAUAGAAUGGUGUUAAAUGUUGUCUAAAGUGCAAAACUCUAUGUUCUAACAUGUAAUAAUAACCAGGAGUACAGUGCUCUUGUUGAUCUUGUAUUUCAGUCAGGUUGAAACAUUGGACAAAUAAAUGAAUGAACACACA
This is a messenger RNA of Serinus canaria (Common canary), 3991 nucleotides long. It is a transcript of the gene ATP1B1, whose product is annotated as ATPase Na+/K+ transporting subunit beta 1. Gene Ontology annotation, molecular function: ATPase activator activity. The record is from RefSeq and is a predicted model, not a curated record. Bases 2112 to 2858 code for a protein of 248 amino acids. NCBI's taxonomy places the organism in Eukaryota, Metazoa, Chordata, Aves, Passeriformes, Fringillidae. The transcript is spliced from 6 exons. Gene Ontology annotation, biological process: potassium ion import across plasma membrane; sodium ion export across plasma membrane; intracellular sodium ion homeostasis. Gene Ontology annotation, cellular component: sodium:potassium-exchanging ATPase complex.